AACCUCAGCCAGGGCGGCUACGAGGAGCUGGAGCGCGUCGUGCUGCGCCUCAAGCCGCACAAGGCCGGCGUGCAGUGGCGCUUCGCCGGCUCCUUCUACUUCGCCAUCACCGUCAUCACCACCAUCGGCUAUGGCCACGCAGCGCCCAGCACGGAUGGCGGCAAGGUGUUCUGCAUGUUCUACGCGCUGCUGGGCAUCCCGCUCACGCUGGUCAUGUUCCAGAGCCUGGGCGAGCGCAUCAACACCUUCGUGAAGUUCCUGCUGCACCGCGCCAAGCGGGGCCUGGGCAUGCGGCGCGCCGACGUGUCCAUGGCCAACAUGGUGCUCAUCGGCUUCUUCUCGUGCAUCAGCACGCUGUGCAUCGGCGCGGCCGCCUUCUCCUACUACGAGCACUGGACCUUCUUCCAGGCCUACUACUACUGCUUCAUCACGCUCACCACCAUCGGCUUCGGCGACUACGUGGCGCUGCAGAAGGACCAGGCGCUGCAGACGCAGCCGCAGUACGUGGCCUUCAGCUUCGUCUACAUCCUCACGGGCCUCACGGUCAUCGGCGCCUUCCUCAACCUCGUGGUGCUGCGCUUCAUGACCAUGAACGCCGAGGACGAGAAGCGCGACGCCGACCCCCCCAUCUCCGACUGUGCCUGCUCGCACCAGCCAGCAGGAGCUGGGGCUCUGAGGACCCUAGAGCCCCUAUCUGCGCCCUGCAAAUUCCGAGAAAUGUGA
Myotis brandtii (Brandt's bat) is the source of this 723-nucleotide messenger RNA. RefSeq names its product potassium channel, two pore domain subfamily K, member 3 (gene KCNK3). Gene Ontology annotation, biological process: potassium ion transmembrane transport; stabilization of membrane potential. Gene Ontology annotation, cellular component: membrane. The record is from RefSeq and is a predicted model, not a curated record. Gene Ontology annotation, molecular function: open rectifier potassium channel activity; potassium ion leak channel activity. The annotation marks the transcript as partial. NCBI's taxonomy places the organism in Eukaryota, Metazoa, Chordata, Mammalia, Chiroptera, Vespertilionidae. The transcript is spliced from 3 exons.